GAUUGGCCGCGCGCGACCUCUCGCCACGUGACGGAGCGCGGGCCAAUCGGCGCGUCCGGCGAGCAGCGCGCGACCAUGGCGGCGUCGUCGUCUCCCGCCAGCGGCGACGCGGAGUCGCUGGGCGCCAUGGUGGGCGACUUCUGCGCGAUCACCGGUGCAUCUCAGGAUGUGGCGCUACACAUGCUGGAGGCGUGCGGCAAUGAGUUGCACACGGCCGUCACCAUGUUCCUCGACGGCGGCGCAGGCUCCGUGCCCACGGCCGCUGCCUCCCCGCUGGAUGCCGCACACGGUCCCCCCGGCUCGUCGCGCUCGCAUUCGCGGUCGCACACGCACGGGAGGGUGCACGCACCGCGCGCGCGACACGCCCUCAGCACCGCCACCGCGGCCACCAUCGGCGCCGCGGCUGGCACGUCGCAACAGGCGGAAGACCUCGACGGAGGGGAGGUGCGGGCACCCAUCCCACAGAAACAGGAGGUGCUGGUGGAUCCAGAACCCAUCUUUGGGGCCCCCAAGCGAAGCCGACUCUCGCAGUCGGUGUUCGACGGAUUCCGAGACUUCCAGACCGAAGCGAUCAGGCAGGAGCAGGAGCUUCUGAACGGUGGAGCAGUCGAUAGGAGGUUAAAGACGCUCGCCGACCUCUUCAGACCGCCCAUCGACCUCAUGCACAAGGGCACCUUCGAGACGGCAAAGAAGACGGGGCAGUCGCAGCGCAAGUGGCUCAUGGUGAAUAUCCAAAAUGUGCAGGACUUCUCCUGCCAGUGUCUCAACCGCGACGUGUGGAGCCACGAGGCAGUCAAGGCUGUCAUCCGUGAGCACUUCAUCUUCUGGCAGGUUUAUCACGACAGUGAGGAGGGGCAGAGGUACAUGCAGUUCUACAAGCUGACGGAAUUCCCAUACGUGUCCGUGCUUGACCCUAGGACAGGGGAGAAACUCCUCGAGUGCCAUCGGCUCGACGCCAACUCGCUGCUUGAGCUCGUCACCGAGUUCCUAUCCACGUACAACCUCAACGAGGCCUCACCGGGGAAACCAAAGAAACGCUCGCGCACGGCGAGCCUGAUAGAUGCUAGCGAGGACAGUCAGCUGGAAGCCGCUAUUCAGGCUUCACUUCAGGAGACGCACUACGGGCCGUCGGCCGCCCCCUCUCCUCCCCACUCGUCAGGGGCCCCCUCUGACGAUGACAACGACGACGAUGACGACGAGAUCGACAAUGAGGUGGCGGAGGGCAGUGCGGGCGGUGCAGCUCGGACUUGUGAAGACGACGACGACGACGAUGAAGACGUCUGCGUCGACUCCACCGAGGGCUCCAACCCGGCGUGGGAGGACAGCGGCAGCGCGGGGGGAGAGGAGAAAGGCCCCCAGUCUCGGCUCAUGGUUCGAUUCCCAGAUGGGAAACGCGAGCAGGUGGUGAUGGCGGCAGAGGCAACGUUAACGGCCCUGCUGAGCCUAGUUGAGGCACGCGGUUUCCCAGGCGACCGCUUUGAGCUCGUCACCAACUUCCCACGGCGGAAGCUGGCGGCACUGGGAGGAGACACGACGCUACGGCAGGCAGGCCUCUUCCCCCACGAGACCGUCUUCGUGCAGGAGAGGGUGUGAUGGCCUCCAUCACGCCUCGUCCUCACCUCAUUUCCCAUCGUCCCGUCGUUUUUUCCGUUCUCCACAGCGUCCGCCUCGUGGGCUCGGCUCGGUUGUACGAUGGAAAAGAAGUAUGAUGCGUAUGCCACCCGUACCAUGCCGCCGCUCCCCCGCCCCGUGCUGGCUCGGCUCGGUUGUAUGAUGGAUAGAAAUACUCGGCGAGCCGAGGCAACGCAGGGCCCUCGUGGUACGGGUGAUUUUUCACCGACUGUUUGCCAUGCUGAGCCAGAACUGAAUCAUCGUACUACGCUAGCCUUGUGACAUUGAAUCUGGCUUGGGGCAAAACAGGGCCAGCGGUGGUGGGGCUAAUGACGCGUUGAUUGCGUGGGAUGUGAGUCCUGGUCAACUGCGCGACAGCAACGGCACGGCUCACCAUCUACAGUGGAAAACAACCAGGGAACCUCCUGAGCCGAGCUGGCUUGGCAGGGUUGUAUUGUCGAAAAGAGGUGUGAGAGACAGGGUAUGGCUGGCAACACCUCUUUUGCUUCGUUGAAUUCCAAGGCAGAGCUGGGGUCGAUUGUAAUCGGGGCUUCAUAUUAGCUGGGUCUGUUUGGUUACCAGCCAUGUGCCACCUACUCCACUGUCUACCAGCAACCCGGAAAAUAUUGACAUUUUAAGUCCUGAUCAUAAUUAUGAUUACAGCUCUAUUGUUUGGCAAGUUUCCAAUUACAAUCGACCCUCUCCGAUUAGCUCGGUUGGCUACGUACGGUGUGAAAGAAGUUCUACAUACGUCCAAGGUAAUCGGGGUGAGGGAAGACCCAGAUAACACAGGUAAUGCUGAACAUGUAAAUGCAGCUUCAGAAACGUUUUGAGUGUUUUUUCUGCCUCGCAAAGUAAUCGGUUUACUUGUUUGUGAUGUAUUUUGGUCACGAGGCCACUCGGCUCAUCCUUAGUGAGGAGCAGAUAAUUCAACCAGCAAGCAUAAACAUUAUUUAUUUUUCCACAAGCACGUUAAAUCGACAGUUCGCCCACUUAUGAUAGACAGUAGUGAAUGCAAUUCGUUACCAAUUGCCACAAUUGCAAUUGUUAUCGACCCUAGUUGUGAUCCAGUGUCAAUGUCAUCGCAUCUUUCUACCCAAACGAGCGUGAGACACACUCAUCUCUUUAGGCUGUUCUUAGACAUGGGUGGAAAUUACACAUUCUCAUGGUGGGGCCAAGUUCAUCCACGGGAUAAUCACUCGCGGUGUAACAAUGUUGCUUAAAAGUGAUUGUGAUGCUCACGAUAUUCGUGCCGCAUGAUGUUAUAAGAAGCACAAUGACCGUACGUUGGGUUCAUUGGCGGGACAGCUGCAGCCAUCCAGAAGUACUGAACAUCACGAUAUGUAUUAAAAAAAAGAUGAUCAAAUCAUGACCCCUGGCAUCAUACCAAAUCAUUGAACCGCGAGACGGGGACAAUUCAUUACCGAGCUAAUAAUGUUUUAGCUUCCACCGAGUUGCCCUUAUUCCAGGGUAAGAAGUUUCAAAGUCGGAGCGUGUGCCUGCUCAUUGGCCAACUCUCAUGGGGUGGCUUGCAGGGGCUCAUAAUGGCUGUGUCGGAGACACUGAGCUGACACCGUUGAGAUCCUGGCUUUUAUUAUGGAUUUUAGCUGCCCAGCCAUGAUUAAUCCACAUUCUGAAGUGUAUUGAGUUGAUGACCUUAGUUCGAUCACCGAUGACCCGCACACGAAACACGUCACGGGAAAUGUAUUCCAGUGAUGGACAGUUGAAUAAAAUCUUAGUUUGGCUGCCAAGCAACCAACCACCAUCUCUACCGCAGUGCAUGUGCGCUAGUGCGGUGCCCCGAGUGUGCUUUGCAAAGCGACGAGCCCUCGAUGGCGGGCACGGGAAGGUGCACCAUCAUGCUGUGUGCGGCUGUAGAGGCAUUUGAAGGGAUCUCGGUGGUAGUGAGAUGAUGUCCUUUUCCACACGCCAUUCUUUUCACAGGUGAUGUUACAAUGCUCCCCGAAGGAAUAUUGUUUUGCCUAAUAAUAGCACGACUAUUGGAAUAUAGAUUUUGAUUGCCAUUAUUGCGUAUACAAUGGCGAUGAAAAGAAUACAUCGGAAAUGUGAUUUUCUCAGUAACGAGGCUUCGCACCCAAUGUUGGUGGACACCCCAUGAGAUCUCGGCUUGGCUGAGCCUCCGUAAAUGGAGUGAAUGCAGGCGCGUGUGUGUUUCGGGUUGUGCUUGUCUUGAGAACGACUGUAAUUGAUGCCUUUCCGUGACCAAUCUAUCCGCUCGGCGUUCUUGCAUUUUGAACGCUGCAUGCACAAAGAUUCUGCCGUUUUAUAUUUGAGGCGUUUUCUUUUUCAUCUUGGGAGUUUUUGUUUUCUGACCAGAACGAUCGAUGUUUUAUUUUAUUUGCGCACGUGUUUGCGUCGUACGGGACCAGACGUCCGGGUUGCGUUUCCCCGUCUGACCGCGUGUUUCAGUUCCCACGUGAAGGGUUGGUGUUAUAACUGCGUGGGUCCAUCCUCUUUUCACCCACUCCCCUCUCUGCCCCCCCCCUCCCUUCCUAAUCCACCUCUCAUUUAUUAUCCCCCCACUUUUGCUUGGGGUUUCAAGAGAGGCUAUUUUUUAAGUAGAAUAUAUGAUGUUAACCUAGUUUAGUCCCACCAGUUUGACCUAAACAGGUUUUGACAAACCAGGUAAAAAAAAAAUUCUCAAUGAUAAUUACAGUAGAUUCUCGAUUAUCUGCGUGCAGAUUAUCCGAUUUGCGGAUUAACCUCGCGCCUGAGAUUUUGACAACAAUUAAUAACCGAACGAAUAUGUGCUUCGGUUCAUCCGAAAACCACGUCAUUACCUCUACAGUACAGUAGUUGCGUAUCUUUACAACCGUGCAUGGAGUUUAAUUGAUUUUGAUUGUCGUAGUUCUGCUAUCCACUUAGUGGGUGGAGUCUUCUGCGCAGGAGCAAUAAACUAUCACUCAACACGCGCGUCGAUCGGUCGAUCGUUGGUUGUUGCCAUAGAGAUCCGCGAGCAUUGUAUAAUUUUUGAUUAUCCGAAAUUUUUAAUUAACCGCGGCCGUCAUCCCCAUCAUUCGCGCGGAUAAUCGAGAGGCUACUGUGUAUCCCUCCCCAAAGAGGCAGUGGUGUUUUAAACGUUUUGAGUAAAGUGGUAGUGUUAACCCAUUGAUCGCAUGAACCCACGUGAAAAAGAGCUGGUGUGUAGGCCUGUGGACGAUUCACUGUCAACUUUCACAAUUCGAUUCAGCAAUUUGUUGUCCAGUUCUGCCUCUAUACUGUGUCUCUUCUGUCUCCUCUAUGCUGUCUUCUGUAUUGUCCGUCUCAUCUGUAUGUAGGUCCCUUGUUUUUAGCUUUCAUCUGCCUCAUGCCAUUAUCCUGAAAGUAUAAUUUGCAUACAACUUGCGUAUACGUUGCAUACAUCAUCAGUAAUUGAUUGGAAUACAUGGUUCAGUGUAUGUAUUGUGUCUCGUGAGAGUCGAUGUUGAUUGAUGAAUUAUGCAUCUGAUAACGUGAGGCCACGCGUCCGUGACAAAAGGGAGAUCUGGUGGGUAAGAGGCCGUUUUUGCACCUAACUCUGUGGAGUCAGACAUUCGAUGUUUUGAUGACGGAGGUCACCAUGCGUUGAUAUUUUACUUCUCUAUUGCCAAUUAUUGCCAUCCAUCCACCACGCUGCGCGAUUUUGCGUUUACAUGCGAAUUGUUACAUGCAUUGUAUUUUUUAGGCUGUUCCAGUUUUUAAUAUCCAAGGGGACCCACUGGCUGCCACCACAGUUGGCGAUGCGGGCCAUGGAAACAGUAACCCCUGCCCCCUGCGUAUCGUGUGUUGAGACACGCCGCUGUCCUGCGAUGUGCUGUUACCAUCGAUCACAAUCGGGUUUGGGAUCCAAGAUGACGUUUGGUAAUAGGGAUGGAGGGGGGGCAGAAUUAUUAAAUGGCAGCAUCAGUGUUUCCUACUGCGUUGCCAAACGGACACGGGACUGAGGGAAAGCCCCUCCUCGCGCAGGUGUGAGAUUGGGAUAUUCACUUGGACUCGCUUUGCCCCAACCAUAUCCCAAACUAUAUAACCUUAGACAUAAAAUUGGAGCUAAUGUUAGCCCUUAUGCGAACACUUCCAAAUUCCAUCGCUCGAGCCCUUUUGCUAAUAGUAGUCCCAAACCAGAGGUCGGCAAUCUGUGGCUCUAAGCACUGCUUCGUGACGUUAUUCAUUAAGAACUGUCUCGGAUUCACAUGCAUUGGCAGCUCUUAAAAUAUUCAGGUUUUUUUUUACUGAAAUCGAAUCAAAUGGCUCGUUAUUUUGGUUGCCGACCCCUGCCCUUAACCAUAACCCUAACAUGCCAAACCAUAUCCCGAACUUUAUUCAAAACCUUAACCCUCGCACCAACUCUUACGAUUGGUGUGGUUGUGCACGCCUGUGAAACAGGGCUUUGGAGGCAAGGGUUGUGGAUCACAGAGUUAUGAAACUCCCAAACCCGCUGGGCUGCGAGGUGGCCAGGAGAUGGCAGCACAGCAAGUGGGUUCAUGAACCAAUUUAUGGGACCAUUGAGUGUUAUGUCCCCUCUUAUGUUUUGUGGGUUUUCUCUGGGCACUCAAAUUUCUUCCACAUCAAGCAAACCACUCCAUAAAAAAUGAAUUGACCAAACUAUGUAAAAACAUAACUACGAUGAUUACAACUCGAACCCUACCCUUAAUAUGAACUCUUACUAUCCCCUAACCGCCCUAUCAGUAAUAAUUUCCAUUACCCAACACUAACAGUAUAACCAGGGGUGUAAUGAUGCAUUGAAUCAGUCGUGAAAUGGAAUCGACGUCUAUUCGUAUAGGUCGUAUGUAAUGGGUGCAGCUUGUCCAUGCACCCGCUACUUUCAUCCUGCCCCAUAAGUAUGUUGAACUUCUUUCGCGCCGUACGUGGCCAACAGUGCUAAUCGGAGGUGCCCCAUCAUCACGUUGCUGCCCCAUAAUCACGUUUCGCCAACUCGAGCUCGGGGGUGCGGAUCUCGGCAGGCCGUAGGUAGGAACCGACCUGCGACUUCAUUUCACACGGCCCUCGGCCCUCAUCAUGAGCCAUUGUAAGCAUCUUAGCUGUGCUAAUCGGGUACUAGAGGCGAACAUCUUUGACCUGCCGACACUUCUGUUUUUAACUAUAUCACGCUCAGCCUCUUGCAGUCACAGACGUGUCCGAGGUGUGUGUGUGUGCGUGCGUGUUAAUGUGUGGUUGCCCACCAGAGGUAUUGAAGGACCUCGCAAAGGAAAAGAUUGCUCAACCCUGCUCUAAACCUGAUGCGCCUACUCCCAAUCUCGAGCCCCAUCUCUAAACCUGGCCCUAAGCCCAUAUGUAGCCCCCCCGUGUUCUCUUGUGACUGCGUUCUGGGCACGUGUAAAUGCACGCGCGUUCCACAUGUACAUACACACACGCGCGGCCCCGUGUCACCUUGAAUGUGGCGUGUAGUUUAAACUGUACAUAUGGUUAAGUGACAUUUGAUGAGAUGAUAUGAUAAUAAAAUGCUUUGUUUUCA
Molecule: messenger RNA, 7084 nt
Organism: Lethenteron reissneri (Far Eastern brook lamprey)
Lineage: Eukaryota; Metazoa; Chordata; Hyperoartia; Petromyzontiformes; Petromyzontidae
Product: UBX domain-containing protein 7-like
Biological process (GO): proteasome-mediated ubiquitin-dependent protein catabolic process
Cellular component (GO): nucleus
Molecular function (GO): ubiquitin binding
Source: RefSeq, a predicted model, not a curated record